Molecule: messenger RNA, 2138 nt
Organism: Rhagoletis pomonella (apple maggot)
Lineage: Eukaryota; Metazoa; Arthropoda; Insecta; Diptera; Tephritidae
Exons: 5
Coding region: 208-1854 (548 amino acids)
Cellular component (GO): nucleus
Molecular function (GO): mRNA binding
Source: RefSeq, a predicted model, not a curated record
UUACGUAUCUCGUUACGAUUAUUUGGAGUAUUCAUCGUAGCGCUUUGACAACUCUGUUUUGCGAUCGACACAGGAAAAUCAAAGUGCGUCAUUUUAUCAGGAAUCCCGAAUUUCCGUUGAAAUGUAGUUAAUGGGUCAAAUUAAAAAUCGAUUGUUUGUGCUUUUGCUGGUUUUGGUGACAUAAUUUUGAUUUCGAAAUACUUGCGAAUGGAAAUGUCGGACUCUUCGCCAUUAUCAAAGUCUGGAACUUCGUCUGCUUGCUGGUCGCCAGGAUCUUCCUGGUCUCCAUCUACGUCCUUGGCAUCGUGCUCGCCCAUGCAGAAUGUUAUCACUGCAGAAGAACUUCUUGAAAAGGCGUCCGCUCUUCCAGCUAUUUUGGAGAAUGGACGCAAAGUAUUUGGGCCGCCAUUAGAUUAUGCUGGUCUACGUCCUUCCUACAUAUGUGAGCUGUAUGUUGCGAAUUUGCCCAAGUCACUAGAUGAAGUGCACUUUCUAGCCUGGCUGUAUCGUUGCGGGGAAGUAUAUGAAAUGCGAUUGAUGAUGGAGUCGUUUAGUUUGUCGCGUGGCUAUGCAUUUGUACGCUAUACCCAGGAGAUUGAAGCCCUGGCCGCAUACGAAUUAUUGAAAUUUGUAUUCGUUGACGGUGAACGACUGAGCGUCUACCGCUCACAAGGUAAAAAUCGUCUUUAUGUGAGUAACAUUCCUAAGCAGCUGCCAUUGUCAUCCUUGGAAGCUGGCUUCAAGAACGCUUUUCACGACAUGGAACGCUGCACGGCACAUGCGUCAUCCGCCACAGAUUCAAUAAGGGGCGAUCUGAAUCGUGGAUUUGCUUUUAUCGAAUUUUACGAUCAUGAAACAGCGUUACAGGCGAAAAAACGUACAACGCCAGGACGCAUGCGCAUGUGGGGUAAUGAUUUGAAGGUACAGUGGGCGAAGCCCAAGUCACUUCAGUUUAAUAGCAGCUCUAAUGAAAUUACGAAACCGCGUUCCUUGGGGCACCGAGCGAGUUUACCGAAUGACUACAAUGCCAAAUUGCGCCUGUACUGCUUGGCUAAUAAUUGGUGCAUUCCGGUGGUGGUUUAUGGUCGCUGCUUUCGUGAAAGAGGCAUUCAGUAUGGGGGCGUCCUUUUGAAAGACUCAACAAGCGGGGAGCUCAGUUGCAUGGUAAUGGAGUUGGCAGUAGAUCACGAGAUUCAAGAUGUGCACAUUGCAAUGUGCGAAAUUGCAACGCUAUUGAUUGAAGAAAAUUUUGGCUUUCCUAAAAACCACUAUAUUGUUCGCUUGCUGAACGGAUUUCGAGCCGAAAUUUUGUAUAGUUGCUGCAACAACUUGGAUAUUUUGGCUGAAUUGCGUCACUCUGAGAAUUACUUUGUAAGUUCAAUUUCGGUUGUAGAGUUAACCAAAGCAUUGCAGUUGUUGUCUCAGUACUCAACAGAAUUUAUUUUGAACCUUUAUAAAAGAAGUUUCCUUGUCUUACGAAACUGUAUAUCGCUAAGACAACACGAUUACGUGGCACAGUUUUACAGCAUUUUCCCAAAGUUUCGUAACAAUCAGCCACUUAACCUUGGUUUCAAUGAUACCGAAAUUACGCUCGUUGUAUGUGAAAUUAAAGUUGAAAAAGAUUAUUUUUCAUGCCUUUCCGAUGAUAUAGGCCCGCGAAAGUGUAGUAGCGGCGAGAAACGACGUUGCUUACAACUAAAAUCGCAACGUAUACGGAAUUAUGAUGGGUACAUUUUGCGUUACAUAGAUGUGGAUCAACUAGAAAAUCGUAAAUUUUAUCAUCCGGCUCAAUUAAUAAAUGCGCCACCGAUUUGGAUUACAGGCCAUUCGUAUCAAAAAUCUAUUUACAAAUAGGUAUACUAACAGCGUUUUUUUUUUCGAUAAAUGCCUUUUCAACUUCCAAUUAUUAUAUUGUAUUUGUUUGUCUUAAAAGUGAAGUUAAUUUUGUUUGUUAAAGCGCGUGCAACAUUUAUUUAUCAUGUAAACUUUUUAUAACAUUUUUUUACUUGACUGCUAUGAUUAUGUUUUAUGAUACCCAAAUGCAUUGAAAUGCAGCUUCUAAUUAUGUUUGAAUGUCAUAAUUAUGAAAAUUUAAGCUUUAUAAAGUUCUCAUGAAUUGUAAGCGCCAAAAGUUUGAA